Molecule: messenger RNA, 606 nt
Organism: Closterium sp. Naga37s-1
Lineage: Eukaryota; Viridiplantae; Streptophyta; Zygnematophyceae; Desmidiales; Closteriaceae
Source: the annotation of a GenBank genome assembly
AUGGUGUUUCCCUGUUUGACCACGUGUCCGGUGCCGCUACUGCCCCCUCCCACCACAGCUGACAUCGUUCGCUACUCCUCCCCUGCCACUGCUGCUCUCGGUCGCCUGCUUCUGCCCUACCUGUUCCCCGACCUGUCCUCCUUUGCCACAGUCAAGGACCUCGUUUCCCACCUUCGCGCUAGCGUCACUCGCUACCGUGCCUCUGUCCCUGCUGAGUUCCAUGACAAGAACCUGCCCCCGAUGUUCAUCACCCUCUACUUCAUAAUCACUCGCCUCCCUGACUCUCUUCGCUCUGUCAGGGACCACUUCCUCUCUCUUGACCCCACCUCCCUCACUGUAGACCUCCUCGAGCAGCAUUUCCUUGCAGCUGAGACUAGUGCAGUUGCUGUAGGUGCUGCUCGUGGCACUUCGCGCCCGCCCUUCUUUGAGGGGUGCUCCCCCUCCCCCCUUGCCCCCUCCUAUGCCUCUGUUGCUGCUGCUGACGUCUCUGUUGCUGAGGACGUCGGGGCUGCUUCUGCUAGUGUGAAGUGCCGCAGCGGCAAGGGCAAGGGUGGCAAGGGUGGUGGAUGGUGGCAGCGGCGGUGGUGGAGGUGGCAGCGGGAGUAG